CUCUCUCUCUCUCGUGCGCUGGUGUGCCAUUCCCUCCCUCUCCCUACACUUCCUCAGAGUGGUCAGAGCUCCUCUCUUUUCUUCUGUCCUCUCCACAUCCUUCCACCUUCCCUUGUCUCUUUUUUUAUUUUAUUUUAUUUUUUUGCUUGUCUGUUUUAACUUCCACAAUUUUACCCAAAAUCUAAACUGUUGUCUCUUUCUCCAGAAACUUUUUCUUCUUCUUUUACCUAUUUUUUGGGGCUUUGUUUUGAGGGGUCUAGCAUCCUCUCCCUGCGGUUUGUGUCUGGAGUCUCUGGUGCCGCGCUCUUUGCCCUGUGAGGGACUCUCCCAUCGGUUCUGAGAGGAGACAAGACUUGAGGACGAGUUUUCAACACAAUGAAAGUUCAGCUGCUGCUCCUGUUGGCCCUGGUUGGCCCUUUCACACGUGCAAGCCCCACAGGACUUUACAGCACUGCGACUGGAGCAGAUGUCACCCCUGCAGCUGAAACUGAAACAGUGGACCUCACCGGUCCUUUUACAGCCACAUCAGAUGUUSCAACUGACGCCGUGGAUAAAACCACAAGCUCUACCGCGGUCGCUACCGAAGGGACCACAAUAGAAGCUGAGACUAUCACUGACGCGUGGACCACGUCGUCGGCGCUCAUCACUUCAGCUCCCGACGUCAAGACUUCAACUCCCACCGAGGAGACCACGACUACUGUUUUACCAACUGCUGAGGAGACCACGACCGCUGCUGUCGCUGCAGCCGAGGAGACCACGUCACCUGUCGCGGCUCUGCCCGAGGAGACCACAGCUCCUGCACCAGAACCUACCGAUCCUACAGUGGACGAGGUCCUAGUUGCUGUAACGGAGAUAAACAGCACGGGUGAACAGGUGAACAUCGAAGAAAGCACUGAGAGUGAGGAAGGCCUGAGCUCUGGACAGAUAGUCGGCAUUGUGAUCGGUGCCAUCCUCGCUGUGGUGAUUGUGAUCGCUGUGGUGUUUGCGUUUGUGAGGAGGAUGGGCAAAUAUUCACCUUGAGGGAGAAGCUGACCAAGCAACGGGAUCAUGUAAAGUUCUGGAAAUUUGAAACUACUGAACUGUGACGCUGAUUUUGAUCCUAUACACAAAGAUAUACAAAAAAAAGCACAAAACCAGAACUAAACUAAUCAAAGUCGGAGUCUGAACUGUUGCCAAACCAAGAGGUGCAAGAAGGUUUGUUUGUGUUGACGUAUGUGAUGCAUGUACUGUAUUGUUUGCGAGACAAGAGUGGGGGGGCACGAGCCAACAUCCUCGUGCCCCCCCCUGCCACCUCUGAUAUUAAGGAGCUGCUGACAUUAAAGGCUCUGCCUUCCCUUAUUCCCUUGAAGAGAACAAAACAAAGUGACAGCAGGAAGUCACAAAGAUUUUUUUAUUUUCUUCCAAAAGCAUUUUGUCGAAUAAAAAUGAAGAAACAAAUCAACUGACAUGUGGGAAGGGGUGUUUCUGUCCUUUAAAACGGUGGAGUGACAGACUUAAAUUACUGUUAAAGCAGGGAGAAAAGCAUUUAAAUGACAAAGUGUGUGACGUGCACAGAGGCUGAGAAUCCAAAUCAGGAAAUACUGUUGCAAAUCCACAAGAUUCAUGUAUAUACAACGCAGGGGCUCUAUAGCGUAAAGCAAAUGACUCUCAUGUUUUUACAGUUGCAUAGCCUAGCUUUUUGAUAUUAACACGCACUAUAUACAGUAAACUGUAGACUUGUUUUUUUUUUUUUUUGUAGCUAAAACAUCUCAGUUCAGUUUCCCUUGCAGUCAGAAUACCUGACACGUCGGCCAAUCGUAUGAAGCACGGUGUGCAGACGUUCCCACAACACGGGUGUGCUCUGAGUUGACGCGGAACAGAAAAGGCACCCUCGUUUGCAGGAGUGACACGACAUUCUGCUCACUUUUAACACAGACUCAUAAAAACCUGAUACACAUCUGUGAAAUUCAGCAGAAGGGGUUUGUGCCACUGUCUCUGUCUUGCUCGCAAGGAUUCAAUAGUGGGACUCAACUUUCCUAUUUCUUUCUCUUUUUUUUUUUUUUGGUGCAAAAAACUUCUACACGGAUAGCUUUUUUUACUCUGCCAGCAGUUGUUAGACGCAAUUACUGUGAUGUCAUGACAAUGUAGUUCUUCUGUUGUUUUAUUACAAGAACAUCCACCCAGUCAUUAACCCUAGAUUGUACUCACAUUUACAUUUAAUAGCUGCACUUAGUUCUAGUGCACAGUUUUCAGAAGUAUGGCCUGUUUUGUUACUUCUGCAGUUAUAGCUGUGUUAAAUUAGUGUAUAAAAAAAGAACUCGUAACUUGUCCCUGCGUGCUUUUAAAAACAGUAUUUAAUAUGUGCACUGAAUGAGUGGAGUAACAUUUAAUGAAUAGGCUUUAGACUCUGCAAAUGUUUGCAGUGAAAUGUUUUCUUCUGCUUUCGCGUUGGUUUAUUUUUAUGUCUUUAAUUUGUGCUGUCUGAUUCAUGCAAACCUUUUAUUUAAUUGCAGUUUUCUUUUUUUUUUUGUUCAUACUGUUUCAAUAAAACAGAAAAAUGUUUCGUAAA
Austrofundulus limnaeus is the source of this 2548-nucleotide messenger RNA. RefSeq names its product podoplanin (gene pdpn). NCBI's taxonomy places the organism in Eukaryota, Metazoa, Chordata, Actinopteri, Cyprinodontiformes, Rivulidae. The transcript is spliced from 4 exons. The coding region runs from base 376 to 1020 and encodes 214 amino acids. The record is from RefSeq and is a predicted model, not a curated record.